This is a messenger RNA of Stereum hirsutum FP-91666 SS1, 3393 nucleotides long. RefSeq lists its product as uncharacterized. Bases 1 to 3393 code for a protein of 1130 amino acids. Lineage: Eukaryota; Fungi; Basidiomycota; Agaricomycetes; Russulales; Stereaceae. The record is from RefSeq and is a predicted model, not a curated record. Gene Ontology annotation, cellular component: membrane. The transcript has 17 exons. Gene Ontology annotation, biological process: transmembrane transport. Gene Ontology annotation, molecular function: ATP hydrolysis activity; ATP binding; ABC-type transporter activity.
AUGGCAGACGCUCUUGGCCCUCUCAAUCUCGCCCUCUUUCUACUACGCGUCGUCUCCCCCGGCCUCGUCCUCCUCUCAGCUCUUUCCAUUGUCGCUUCAAAGCCCCCGCCGCCGCCGUCUCCGUCGCCUAUCACACCUGUCGUCGUCGCAUCUCAAGCCCCUCGUCGGGCUCUCAUUCUCUCUCUUCUUUCUUUGUCUUCUCUCACCUAUCUUCUCGAUGGACUCGCCUUCGUCAUCUUUGCCGUACUCACCAAAAACUGGCCCUAUCGGACCGGAAUCGAAGUCAAUGCGAUCGCAGGCCUCGUCGCCUUCUCUGGUUUGGCCGCUCUGGGAGCGUACAAGGAUGCCAUCGGCGUGCAGGUUUGGUCGUUCAAGAGGAUCAAGUCCUCGGUUCUGCUCUCGUUGAUUCUCGAUAUCGCCACAGUGGCCUUGUUUGGUGUCGUCAUCCCGAAGUCCACCCACACUCGUCUCCCAGUAUCCAUCGCUGGUCUCGUCCACUUCGUGCUGCCCCUCUUCCGAGUCCUCAUUCUCGUGCCACUUUUCUUCGCUCUCAUCACACCUCGUAUUACAUACACCGCCAUUAACGAGGACGGUAUCGAAGAGGUUCCAACAGAUGCUUCCCUCCUACUUCCUCCUUCGGAGGCUCACGCGUCGGCCCUUUCCCCGAACGCUGCGGCCGAGACCAGCAAGUACGGCACAUUCAGGAGUAAUACCUCUCGAGGCAACACUACAGCCUCUGGUGUCACCACCAGGGCUCACACUCCCGAUCCGUCCGGGCGUCCUGACGCCAAGGAGAAGGAGAUCAACCUUGAUCCUUCGUGGUCUGAGAUCCUCCACCGUCUUCGUCGGAUCACUCCUUUCCUCUGGCCUUCCAAGUCUCGCGCUUUGCAACUCGUUGCUGUUUUGUGCAUCUUCCUUCUGCUCAUCGGCCGUGUCGUCAACAUCGCCGUCCCCACCAUUCUCGCGAAACUCAUUUCUAUCUUCGACGAGAAAUCCAACGAGUCGCCCUGGCCUUAUCUUUUCGGGUAUGCUGCGUUGCGCUUCCUCCAGGGUGCAGGUGGUCUCGCUGCGUUGCGUGAUGCUCUCUGGGCACCUGUGAUGCAGUACUCCGACCGAGAAAUGUCCCAGUUGUCGUUCAACCACCUUCUCAAUCUCUCCUUCGCUUGGCACUCCCGUCGCAAGACCGGAGAGGUCCUCCGCAUCUUGGAUCGUGGCGCCGCUAUCAACCACACUCUCGAGUUGAUCAUGUUUAACAUCAUUCCUACCAUCAUCGAUAUCAUCGUUGCGCUCGUCUUCUUCACGCUUAGACUCGAUUGGACUAUCGCGGUGGUCAUCUUCCUGGUCAUGUUCGCUUAUGCUACCGCAAGUGUACUGCUCACGAAGUGGCGUACGAAGCUGCGGAGGAGGAUGAACGACAAGGACGUGAUUACUCGCGGAAUCCAUACCGAUUGCUUGUUGAACUAUGAGACUGUCAAGUACUUCAAUGGCGAGGAGCAUGAAGGUGAACGGUAUGCCGGUGCCAUCCGUGACUACCAGAGCUUGGAGUACCGUGUCAUGCUUUCGUUGAACCUUUUGAACCUGGUUCAAAACUUCAUCAUCACUAUCGGUCUCCUGGUCGGGUCUUUGAUCGUCGCGCUGCGUGUCACCAGAGGACAGCUCUCUACCAGCGACUUUGUGUUCUUCAUGACCUACCUCGGUCAACUGUACGGUCCUCUGAACAGCCUCGGUUACAUUUACCGUUCCAUCAACCAAUCGUUGGUCGACACCGAGAGGCUGUUGAAGCUCCUAAACGAGCCUACUGAGGUCAACGACAGGGACAACGCACCCGACCUUCUUGUCAGCGACGGAGAGAUCGAGUUUGACAACGUCAACUUCUCCUACGACGGACGCAGCACCGCUCUCAAGUCCGUCUCGUUCAAAGUCCCCAAAGGCAGCUCGGUCGCGCUCGUCGGCGAGUCUGGCGCGGGAAAGUCGACUAUCCUCCGUCUCCUUUAUAGGUUCUAUGAUCUACAGGAGGGAGAGGGCCGGAUCACUAUUGAUGGACAGGAUAUCAGGGAUGUUACGCAGACGAGUUUGAGGAAGGCGAUCGGGGUCGUGCCGCAGGAUUCUGUCUUGUUCAACGCAAGCAUUUCGUAUAAUAUCGGGUAUGGCAAGUUCGGCUCUAGCCAAGAAGAGAUCGAGGAGGCUGCCAAGGCUGCUCAGAUGCACGACAGGAUCCUGAGUUUCCCCGAUGGGUACGAGACUAAGGUUGGCGAGCGUGGCAUCCGGUUGAGUGGUGGCGAGAAGCAACGUGUGGCCAUUGCGCGUACACUAUUGAAGAACCCACCUAUCCUGUUGUUAGACGAGGCUACAAGUGCUCUCGAUACCUCCACCGAGAGGGAUAUCCAGAAGGCUCUCCAGAAUCUCGUACAAGGCCGCUCAUCGCUCUCUAUCGCUCAUCGGCUUUCCACUAUUGCUACCGCCGACCUGAUUCUUGUUCUCAAAGAUGGUCAAAUCGUUGAGCAGGGCAGCCACAAAGAGCUGUUGGAGCUCGACGGGAUCUUCGCGUCGAUGUGGGCUGAUCAGAUCGCGACGUCAGAUGAUCCUGCCGUCCGUCCGUUGGCCGUACAAGGAUACUCGGUCGAGGACAAGCCCGCGGAUACUGCGUCUGGUCUAGAGGCGGCUGAACGCCCGACCCAGGACACCUCGAAUGACGAAGAUGCUCCCGAGGCUGGCCCCGUGGAGGCACCUGCUGAGGAGGCCGUUGCUGCCGACGUUAGCGUACCUAACGCGGACGACAUACCCACGAACGACGUGACCGCACCGUCCACGCACGACGAACCGGGCCCCAUCCUUGCCGAGGACUCGCCUGUCGCGUUCCCGUCCUCGCCUGAUGGUGGCGACGACGACGAACAGAUCGUAGCGGCCGCAGGGCCAUCCGAGGAGCCCGCUGUUGUGUCGAGUCCGAUUGAGUUCCCGACGUCGGAUGAUGCAUCGGCGUCUAACGCCAACCCUCCUGUGUCCUCUCCUGGCAUCACGUUCGCGCCCGAAGUGAGCUCCGCUGGGCGUACGGGGACGCCUGACCCUGAAUCUGAGCCCAAACGGAAGCGGAUUUCUUCGCAGAACUUCCAGAGGCUAGCAAGGCGGAUCUCGCUCUCAACUAAGCGCCAGGGCUCGACAUCGUCCUCGUUCCCCAGCAUCCCCAACAUCCCUGGUCUGAAGAGGGACGCGUCGAAGGACGAGAGUGCUGCUGGCGGCAGCGUGAGGGGCGAUAGUGUAACGGAUGCCGUGAGGACAGAAUCACCUGUGCCGAGCGUUCAGGGAAGUGAUGGUGGGAAGGAGAAGGAGAAGAAGAAGAAGGAUAGGAAGAAGCUGAGGAGGAGCAUGUCGGGCAGUGCUGGUCCAGGCGCGUGA